AUGGGAUUUUCAAUGAAUGUUGAACAAAUGGUCCACGAGGUGGUGGAUGUCAAAAAUGGGCAAAUAAAUCAAUAUUUGUUGGUGAAACUUUUGGAGGUUAUCGUGCGUCAGUCAAAUAUCCAUUCAUUAAAGGUCGAUUUUACCGAAAAUGAGGUCAUUCCACACCAAAACCUAGGCAGAACGUCCCUUGGCAAAAAACUUCCACAACGUAUUCCGGAAGUCAACUACGAACAAGUUUUAUUGUCCAUGGUUGCCCUAUAUCCGGUACAUCCUCUCAAGAGUUUUAUAGAACCACGUCUAGGGCCACUGAGAAGCACCACGGAGGACGAUGGCCGGAUGAAUGUAGUCAAACCGACAGUCGACAAAGUAAGGGAAGUAAUACAGUCCGUUUCCGGUGUCGGUGGGUCAUAUAAUACUGCAGAGUCAAACUCUGGGUACUCGAACCCGGUGAAACCUUCAGUGUCGGAAACAUCGGUACCACAACCAGGAUCAUCGACAACCACAGAACCGGUUACCACGGGAGGUUGCCCAGAGCAGACCUAUCAGCCGGAAUCCUGUAGUUGUUUGUAUAGUGUCGACAACUUUUGUGAAGGUUGA
Molecule: messenger RNA, 597 nt
Organism: Macrosiphum euphorbiae (potato aphid)
Lineage: Eukaryota; Metazoa; Arthropoda; Insecta; Hemiptera; Aphididae
Source: the annotation of a GenBank genome assembly